AUGUUGACUCUUAUUCUUUUAUUGUUUACAAUAUUGAUUUCUUCCCUUAUAUUUAUUUUUAUAAAAUGGGCUGAGGAAAAAAACAAGUACUGGUCCAAACGUAACAUAAAUUGUCUAAAGCCGAAAUUGUUUAUUGGAAAUCUAUAUGAAGUGUUAUGUGGACGCAAAAAUAUAUCAGAAGUCCAGCAAGAUGUGUAUGAUGCCUUUCCAAAUGAUGAUGUGGUAGGCUUCUAUGACUUUAUAUUUCCUCGUUUAUUAAUCCGUAAUCCAGAAUGGGUGGAGAAAGUUGCAAAGAAUGACUUUUCUUACUUUGUAGACAGAAGGCCACCUCUAAAACAUGUAAAAAAUCCAUUAGCAGUUAAUUUGUUUAGUAUGUGUGGAAACCAGUGGAGAGUAUAUAGGCAAAAACUAAGCCCUGCUUUUACGACCGGUAAGCUAAAGUAUAUGCUUGAUCCUUUAGCAGAAUGUGUAAAUAACCUAUUAACACUUUUGGAAUCUCAUGCUGGAGAGGAAGUUGAUAUGAAAGAGACAAUGGAAUUGUUUUCGAUGGAUGUAAUAGGAUCAUGUGUAUUUGGAAUUGAUCCUGGAGUGACAAAAAACCCAAAUUCAGAAUUCAGAACCAUAGGAAAAACAAUCUUUGAAUUUACUGCAAUUCAGCAAUUUCGAUUUGCUGUGUUGACUAUGCUUCCAAAAUUAGCUAAAAAAUUAAACUUUACAUUUUUCAGACCUGAAGUAGUAACAUAUUACUGCAAUAUAAUUCUUAAUACUCUUGAAUACAGAAAAAAAAAUGGAAUUGAAAGACAUGACUUUAUUCAAAUGAUGUUGCAACUGCAAUCCAAAGGCAAGCUAGAUUCACAGUCAACUGAUCCUGCUGAUGAUGAUCUUAAAACUGAUAAGACACUUGAAGGAGAUGAUGUGCAAAUAACAGAUGAAUUACUUAUUGGUACAGCUUUUGGUUUCUUAACGGCUGGAUUUCAUACUACAGCUUCCUCAAUGACAUAUGCUUUGUAUGAAUUGUCCAGAAACCCUGAAGCAUUAGAGAAAACUAAGCGGGAAAUAAAAGAACAAGUAGCAGUACAUGGGGAUAUAACUUAUGAUUCUCUCAAGUCCAUGACUUAUUUAGAAAAAGUUCUUAAAGAAGCAUUGCGGCUUCACCCAGGAUCACCAUCAACUAUGAGAGUCUGUACAAAGGAAUAUAAAUUUCCCAAUGGACUCACCAUGUUACCUGGUGAUUCAAUCAAUAUACCUAUUUAUGCUUUGCAUAGAGAUCCCAAUAACUUUCCCGACCCCCUCAGUUUCAAUCCUGAUAGAUUUGAUGAAACACCGACUCCAGGGACGUAUCUUCCUUUUGGUGAUGGCCCACGGAUGUGUAUAGGUAUGCGAUUUGCUAUGACAGCUAUGAAGUAUGCUCUUUCUAAAGUGCUGUUGAACUAUGACAUACAAUUAGGUAAAACAAAUGAAACUCCUAUCAGAAUGGCUCCAAGAGGAUUUUUGAACGUACCUAAGAAAGAAGUAAACAUUAAAAUAAUAAAAGUAUAA
Nezara viridula (southern green stink bug) is the source of this 1539-nucleotide messenger RNA. The record is from the annotation of a GenBank genome assembly. NCBI's taxonomy places the organism in Eukaryota, Metazoa, Arthropoda, Insecta, Hemiptera, Pentatomidae.